AUGUGGCGAUCUCGUGUUACUGAAGCACCAGAGAUGAUUAUAGAGAUUAGUUUAGACUUUGAGGUUCUCUAUAUUAACCAGACAGAUCUUUUAUUUUUACCUGCAGAGGUAUUGCUUGGACGCAAUAUCUUGGAUUUUAUACCAGAACCAUUUCAGGAUAAGGUUUUAAAGGUUGCUGAAAUUAUUACUACAACUCUUAAACCGCAGUCUGUAGAAAUAGAGAUCAUCAGUCCAAAAACAGGUGAAAUACGGACUUUUUCGGCGCGAGCACGUCCGAUUCUUCAAGAUGGAGAAGUUGUAUCAUUAACCGGUGUCGCAACAGAUAUUACUGAACGUAAACAGACAGAAGAGGCGUUACAACGGGCAAAGUAUGAGGCAGAUCAAGCCAACCGCCUUAAAACAGAAUUUUUAGCCAACAUGAGUCAUGAAAUUCGAACUCCAUUGAAUGUUAUUCUUGGGUAUACGUCAUUAGUAGAACAAUAUACACAACAAUAUUUAUCAAAGGAACGAAUUGCUUAUUUUGAACAUAUUCGUCAUGCCUCAAGGCGUCUUCUGGAUACGAUACAGAAAAUUAUUGAUAUAUCACGGUUUCAUAUUGAAGAUUUUCCCUUUGAAAAACAGCCAAUUUGUUUAAAUCAGGCGUUGAGUGAAUGUGUUGAUGAGCUGCAGGUUUUGGCAGAUCAAAAAAACUUAACAUUAGAAUAUGAAAAGUUAGAGCAAGAUUUAUGGGUUCAAUUUGAUCCGUAUGCAUUGCCUCAGGUGUUAACUAAUGUUAUUGAGAACGCUAUUAAAUAUACAGACUCUGGAUUUAUUUCUAUCAAAUUAGCUGCGACGUCGAAUCAGGUAAAUUUGAAUGUUACUGAUACAGGUAUAGGUAUUAGUGAUACUUAUUUACCACAUAUUUUUGACGAGUUUUCACAAGAAGAAGUCGGUUAUGGUCGUGCAUAUGAGGGGACCGGCCUUGGCAUGGCUUUAGUAAAAAAGUUUAUUGAUUUAGGUAAUGGUGAACUUCGUAUUCGUAGUGAGAAAGGUACUGGUACAACAGUUACCAUUAACUUACCACGAUAUAUUCCAGAUGCUAUAGUGGAACAAACUGUUCAGCCUGUAAUACCUCAAGAUCAAGAAGAAGAAAAAAUAGUUGACCGUCCAACGAUUUUAGUUGUAGAAGAUGAUCUUUCAACACAGGAAUUUAUGCAGACAGUAUUACAAGAUCAAUGUAAUGUUUUGAUAGCAGAUAGUCGGUCAGAGGUUGAAGCUGUUUUAGCAAGAGAGUGCCCGGAACUUAUUUUUUUAGAUUUAUCAUUACGUGAAGGGGAAGAUGGUGCUGAACUUGUUCGUCGUUUACGUCAGCAGGACGACUUGAGGACACUUCCUAUUAUUGCUCUUAGUGCUCAUGCAAUGGAUAUUGAUCGUGAGCGUGCUCUUGCAGCGGGUUGUGAUGAUUAUCUUGUCAAGCCAUGUUCAUUAGAUAAAUUGUUGUCAAUGAUUAGACAAUAUACGUAA
Molecule: messenger RNA, 1503 nt
Organism: Ylistrum balloti
Lineage: Eukaryota; Metazoa; Mollusca; Bivalvia; Pectinida; Pectinidae
Product: sensor histidine kinase GacS-like
Exons: 1
Coding region: 1-1503 (500 amino acids)
Biological process (GO): protein autophosphorylation; phosphorelay signal transduction system
Molecular function (GO): phosphorelay sensor kinase activity; histidine phosphotransfer kinase activity
Source: RefSeq, a predicted model, not a curated record